This is a messenger RNA of Xyrauchen texanus (razorback sucker), 4767 nucleotides long. Its product is annotated as protein naked cuticle homolog 1-like. NCBI's taxonomy places the organism in Eukaryota, Metazoa, Chordata, Actinopteri, Cypriniformes, Catostomidae. Gene Ontology annotation, cellular component: cytoplasm. The transcript has 10 exons. Gene Ontology annotation, molecular function: calcium ion binding. The record is from RefSeq and is a predicted model, not a curated record. Gene Ontology annotation, biological process: negative regulation of Wnt signaling pathway. Bases 124 to 1446 code for a protein of 440 amino acids.
UAGAUCUUCGCGAGACGUUGCUGGAUGUGUACGGAACCUGCGCGGACGCUCAUUGAACUAUCGCUUUCUUUCUGGAUUGUUAUACAUUUCUGAUGUUUCUCAAUUGCUCCCCGAUGCAGAGAAAUGGGUAAACUUAAUUCCAAACAUGCUGCUAUUUGUAAAGCGAGGGAGAGCCCUGAAGGCGAUAGUUAUGUAGUUAACGCAUGUUUGGCGAGGAAAGGACUGGAUGAUUGGAUGGUUAAACAGAAGUAUUACUGCUCGAGUUCUCGCGUAGAUCAACAGGACUGCCAGCAGAAAAAUACCUGCGGACUCUCUCCACGGGACCCAUUGGAUGAAGGUUAUGGUGAGGGUAUCCGUGGUGACCACUUUCGUUUAGAAGUGGCCCUUCCCCCUGAGAAGACUGACAGCUGCAGUGUGGGAGAAAGAAUGCAGGACACUGAGGGGUCUGCCCCCGUUGGACAACACAAACGACUACAGUUCGAGGAGUUGGAGUGUGCUGUAUCAGUAGAGGAAGAUAACAGGCAGGAGUGGACUUUCACCCUUUAUGACUUCGAUAACAAUGGCAAGGUCACGCGAGAGGACAUCACCAGUUUACUGCACACUAUAUAUGAGGUGGUGGAUGAUUCAGUGAAUCACUCUCCCAGUAGCAGUAAGGCCCUCAAAGUAAAACUCUCCGUCGCCCCAGACUCCAGCCAGAGAUUGAGGAAGUGCACUCGAACCAACACAGAAACUCCCCACACCAGACAUAAGGGGGAAAAGUGCAUUGGGGACUUCAAGACCUCAGAGAAAAAGUCAAGAGCUUUUCUCAGGCGUUACCAUGGCGACCACCACACCCAGCAGGGCUGCCAGCGGCAUUGUGUAGAUGAAAACUUGGAGAGGAGAAACCAUUAUCUUGACCUGGCUGGUAUUGAAAACUACACAUCCCGCUUUGGAACAGCAGCUCCUGCUACAGAGCCAACGAAACCGAACAAUGCCACCCGCUCAUCCAAUCAAACACGCUCUCGAUCUCACGAACUCGAUAACGGCCACGCCUACCCCGCUCACCAUCGUCGUUCACGUACCAUCUCCACAGAGAAUCCUGCCCUCCUUACCCGGCACACACACGCACUCCGUUCCCCCAAAACACACCAUACCCCGCCCACUCAGGCCUCCAUUGGUCGGGUGAUGAAAAGAGGAGUACACCCUCCAUCUGCAGUGCCCAACCAGACCCCACCACACCAAAGCUCAGGACCAUACCGACGACACAAACAGAGGCCUAAAGAAGGGGUCCACUAUCGGGCUCUGGGCUCGACCGUGACAUCCGGGCCAGUAGUUGAGAAAGAACAUGUGAAGGAGCUGCCCAGUCUGGUGCUGUAUGAAGGAGGACUUGCUCAGGUGGUUCAGCGGCACGAGCAUCAUCAUCAUCAUGAACAUCAUCAUCACUACCAUCAUUUCUAUCAGUCCUGAAGAUGUUCUGUCAAACAGAGUCAAAUGGACAAGUACUUACAGGACAUUGUGUAGAUACGAGGAAACACAUGGACUGGCCAACUUAUGGCUGAGAAGGACAAAAGCCAUGUUCAUGCUAUAGUGACAGACAUUUUGUGUUGGUAUGUGUGUGCAUCUGUGUAUGUAAAUGUGUGUGUGUGUGUGUACAGAUAGUGUGGGCAGGUUGUCUGUAAGUUAGAGUGUGUGUUAAUGUAUUCAGUCCUGUCUUUGAGAACAGGGGCUUUGGACAGAUUUAUGAACUAAGUAAGGGCUUUAUCUCUCUCUGCCAAACUUGUUAUCUAUCUUUCUGCAUCUCCCUAUCUCAGUUCUGUUCUGAACAUCUGUAUGACUGGCUCAAUGCCCACAGAGGUUGAAAUGGUGGUCAUUCAUGUUAAAUGAAGAACUUUGAGUUAUCAAACCACUUUUGAAGGAAUACAAUUACUUGGUUUGGUAAUUUUUACAAAAAGUCUAUGUGUGUGUGUGUUUGAGAAUUAAUGUGUGCAUUUUUGUGUGCCUAAGGUGUUUUUUUAUUCUUAUCCUGUUUGUUUUUUUACACUGAAGACCACUUGAAAAGCACUUCUUGUGCCAUUGCAUUUGAGACACUUUACCUUUGAAGACGAACUUCUCACCGAAAGAACAGAUCUGAAUCAACACCUUUACAUGCAAUACAGGACACAUGUACAGACAGUCAGACUUGUCAAAGGAAAGUACUACAACUGCAAUCUGCCAGACUACAUGAAGAAAACAGAGCAUCAUAAUCAGCUGCUACCUCUAGUAUUAUAAUGAUUAUCUGUAUUAUUAACAUAAUUUUUAUCAUUCAGAUUGUUUUGUUUGUUUGUUUAUUCUAAUAUGCCACCAAUCUGCAGUUAUAUUGUGAUAUAUGUUGUCAAGAUGUACUGGAUUUAAAUCUAUUGUAAGUUUUAUUACUGAUAUAUUUUUAUUCAUUAAUUUUUUCUGUCCCCUUAACUGUAAGCUAAUUGCAUUGUAAGACCACUAGGUAUCUAGUUUACAGUAUAUUGUAAUUAUGUGUAUCAUACAAUAUGAGAUCUUAAAAUAAUAUUUUGUUGAUCGUAGUAUAAUGUUCUGAAGCUUGUUAAAAAUAUUUAUUUAAAAAAACAUAUUUCUGUCAGGUUUAUGGCAAGUCAAAAUGGGUCUAAUCAAAUGUUUGAAAAACCUAUUGAAUCUAAUUUAUAUUUAUAUUGUAUGACACAAUAUUAUACCUUAUAUUGCAUCUUCUGCUUGUUUUCCCCUGUUUUCAGUUCAGUAAGUCAUAAUCACAAUUCUCAUAUUCUGGCCUUUGUAGAGUAAAAAAGAAUUAGUGCUGCCAGGGAAAGAUAGUAUUAUCUUUUCUCAUUAGUUGAUAAGAGAAGAAAAAUAGUAUCUGAUUUGAAGGGAGCGGUCAAGCACUAUAAGGCCUUUUUGAUGAAAUUAUUUCGUAAUUCAAAUUCUUUCAGAAAUCUUAUGAAUCCAAGAAAUUGUUCUUCUAUGAAUUAGGACACUGUAGAACCAGGGGUUGGCAACCCAUGGCACACAUGCCAGCAUUGGCACACGGAGGGGUAAUCACUGGCAUGUCAGCAACGGCGAGAGAGGAGUAGACUAUUUUAUUUAUAUUAGUUCCACACCGGCAUUCCAAGCUACAUCCUGAUGUAAUCCUUUCUCAUGAUCAUGCAGCGUGUUUUCAUGAGCUGAAUGGGAGGCUAAACAAAAAGUAAAAAUGUGACAAUGCUGCAAUAUAGGCCUACCCAACAGACUUGUGCAGCGCGUGCAAGCCAUUCGCUCAUCACGAGCCGGCAUGAGUGUCGGGUGUUGGCACAGCCAUUGACCAGCAAAAGAAAACAUGACACUCCAUAUCAAAAAGUGUCCCCUGCAGUAGACAGUUUGGCAAAAAUAAGAAUUGUAGCAAAAAAACAAGUCUGGUUAUUUGGAGUUCAUGUAUUUCCUGUGGCAGUUUUGAAAGCAUUUCAAUUUUACAUUAUGAAUCUAUUUCAGCUUUGAUGGAAUCCAAGUCACCUACAGGGAGUUUGUGUGUGUGUGUGUGUGGGCAGCUGUCUCAUUCCUUAGGUGCUGGGGAUGACAUUAUCACCGCCUAAGAGUCUCCAGUCCUUACAUAACUCACCAGUACCCCACUGUCAGAGAGUUAAUAAUUGUGCAUGUGAAACUAGCACUAUGGAAGGUUAUGAGACAGAGAAGUCUGCUUUCAUACUCAGGUGGUGACCAGGUGUGUGUUGAAGCUCUCACCAGGUGUUUAAAUACUGUAUAAGGUAUGAUAGAUGUUUUACAUUUUGUCUGCAUCCCUUUCACAGAAACAUUCAUGUGAAUAUUAAAAGUUGAAUUUGUUCAAUCUAGUAGCAGUCUGACAUUACACUUUGCUAAAAUGCAUACGUUUUUGGCCCCAGUAGGAAUUGCAGUCAUAAAAUAUCAAACACAAGACAAUGCAUUAGAACUGUUAAAAUAUGGUGAUAAUUAGGAUUGGUUAGAAGCUGUUAAACCUUCCUGAUAUCUAUAGAGUGAGAACAGAUGACUGCUCUGCUAAGGACUCACUAAACAACACUUUAGUCUAGACAACCAACCUGCAACUUCAGGGUGGUCCCAUCGCAUCUAGUAAGUUAGUGACACUUGACCUUCUCUCAGUCUCGCCAUUGCUGUGGAAUAAAUGUACGGUAUGAAAUUUACCACACCCCGCUCCACCCGUCCUUCUCAUUUUCUCCAUACUCUCUUGACAGCACAAGGUGUUUUGUACUUCUACCAUUUUAAAUGUGCACAUAUGAGCGGACAUCAAUUAUUGUGACCGUUUUCUGAUAAGGCACCUAAAUACUAAAUAUCUGCUGAAAAAAAAACAUGAAAAGGUAGACAUAAAUCCAUAAACAGUAGUGUUUGACUCAUUAAUAUUCUGCAGUAUUUUCCAGAUUCCUCUCUAUCUUUAUUCAACAUCAUUGAUGUUGUCUGUCUGGUUGAAUCAGUUGUGGCCUGAUAAAAAUACGAACAUGAUAUGGACUGACAUGGUGAUAUCAGUAUGUUUUGAUUCUGUGCUAUUUAUCUGGAUGAUCAGCUAUUUUGUAUAGCACCCUUUGUACCAAUAACAUUUCAUUAUUUCUAAUGUGCUUUUGUUAGAUUGGUUGAACGUGUUGGAGAACACACUGUCAGACUAAAUGAAAGGUGCUGGUACAUAAAGAACACUGGUAGCAUUUCAUGCCACACUCAAAUACUAGGCUACAGAUAAUUUGUGACUUUUCUUAAUUUUUCAUGCUUUUUGUUUAGUUUUUAUAGAUGUAUCAAAAUAAUUGCUUUAUUUAUUUGAUAGCA